Cydia pomonella (codling moth) is the source of this 1914-nucleotide messenger RNA. Its product is annotated as CD63 antigen-like. Gene Ontology annotation, cellular component: membrane. The transcript has a single exon. Lineage: Eukaryota; Metazoa; Arthropoda; Insecta; Lepidoptera; Tortricidae. The coding region runs from base 169 to 930 and encodes 253 amino acids. The record is from RefSeq and is a predicted model, not a curated record.
CUAGCUAAAAAUAUUGACCGCGGUCAGACCCAUUGAGUGGACCAAUCAUUGUCGUCAUAGGCUGAUUCACGCAGGAAACUGUCCCGCUUAUAAAACGAGACAAUUGCUAUACACGCCAUUAUAUUGUUCGGCGCCAUACGAACCGCUCCCGUUAAAACAAACGCCAAAAUGCGUAAAGUAAUUCUUUAUAUCCUAAAUAUUCUCUACGCCCUUUUCGGGCUCGCGUUAUUCCUCGGUGGUGUCGCGUUUUGUAUAUACGUGGCCCAGUUUACUGCCUUGAGGAACACCCAUCAUUAUAAAUUGGACUUCAGCUUGUAUUGGCCUCAAGUGAUACCAGUCGUCGCUUGCUUGGCUGGGAUCUUCGUGAUCUUCGUCAGCUGCUGUGGCUGCUGCACUGCUUCGAAGAACAACAAGGGCUUCACAAUUAUGCAGUCUAUCUUUAUCCUGAUCACCUUAAUAGUGCUUAUAACCUGUGCUGCCUUAACGUUGAAAUAUGGCGAUAAUGAAGAAACAGACGUGUAUUUGAUUGACGCGCUAACAGACGGAUUUUCUGAAGCGAAAACGAGUCAGAAUCACCAGGAGAUGUUCUCAAGGAUCGAAAGCUGGCUUGGUUGCUGCGGCGCUGAAGGAUCAUCAAGCUAUAGGCCUCAUGGCGUGCAUUAUUUACCUCAAUCCUGCUGCGGAUAUUCAGAAGAUUCUAAUCAAAAAUGCGAAUUCACAUCCAAGGAGGCUACUGAUAGGCAUGGCUGUGUAAAAGUAGUUGUUUCUUACAGCAGAUUAUUCCUAAGAGUUUUAGCUGCGGCUGCUGCCGUCGCAGCCUUCUUUGGAAUCUUAAGUUUAGUAGCUACUUUAGCAUUAUCGAUAGGACUGAAGAAAAAGCCAGCAGUGUAUGAAGCGACGGACAUCGAGACGAAGAAAGGACUUUUGUAAAGUGUUGUGUUUUAUGAAAUGAGUCAAGCUUUAAUAUCCCGCCGCGUUGGGAUGAAACUUCUAAAGUUUUAUUUUGAAAACUUUAAAGAAGUUUCAGUAUUUGUAAAGUUGAGGUAUUUUUUUUUGCAACUUGUACAAUAGUUCAAAGGUUAGUUGCAAAAAUGUUCUUGAUGUUUACUAAUUUAAAUGUUUUGAAUGUGUUCAUGUGUGUGUGAGAAUGUUUAAUAUUUAUUGUAGGAAGCUAGUGGUGAGAUAACCAAAGAUAGGUAUAUUGUAAUUUACUCUUUACUUAUGUAAAAUAGUGUGAUUUUAAAGUAAUGCUAGUUUAUUAGCUAAUUAAAAGACAAAUUAAAUGAAAGUAACAAUAAAAACAUUCACUGUAAAUUCUUAAAUUGUUGUGUUGUUUUUAAUGUUUUGAUUGAAAAUGGUCUCGUAAUAAAUCUAAGUGUAAAAGCAAAUAUUGAUAUUUAUUCUCGGAUGGUAAAAACAUACAUACUGAAAAGACAUAGUAAUACUUAACAGUAUUAAAAUGAAACAAACAAGGUCAUAGUGUGUGAGGAAGAAUUUGCUUUUAAUUGACAUAAUAGAUAAAUUUGUUAGUUUGUUCGUUCUCAUACCUUUGUAGAGGACAAAUGAAUUAACAAUUGUUCUACCUACACUCAUUAUGCCAUUAUUUUACGAAACAAAAGGUUUUUGUUAUAUUUUAUAAAACAUUACCAUUCGCACAUUCCAUUCAGCACAGAAUCCACCUAAAAUAAUAUUUUUUUAUUGUAUAGACAAUAUUUAAAAAAUUGUUGCUGAUGUUGUACCGAAAGUUACGUUAUAUUAUAAGUUAGUAAUGUAGUUUACGUGAUAUUAAUAGUGAAUAAUAUUAGUAAAUAUAGAUCAUAAAAAUUAUAGAUAAGUAGUAUUUUCUUGACAGGAUAUAAACAAUAUACUUAAUUGGUAUAAUUUUAAAAAUAUACAGACAUUUAUAAAAUAUAU